GAGAUGCGAGCCAAGACGCGGCCACGGUGCGGCGGCGGCAGCCACAGCAGCCACGCACCGCUGCCAAUACCCGCCAAGUGUGACGGGGACGUCGCUACGGGGGCCUGUGCCAGGCUAGGUGCACUUUGAGUCGCUGCUGACAGGAGGCCUCGGGACAGACCCAGCAGGGUUCCACAAGAAGCACAGAUGGCGCCAAACUCAGAGAGGCUGCAGUGCAGCGCUGUGAGCGAGGUCGUGCUCAGCAGGGAGCACUGAGGAGCAACAGGCUCCCAUCCUGCCUGCCCCCCACCCUGCCUGCCCCCCACAGUCCACACGAGAACAUCGGGCGUCAAGAGACUCCUGAGCAGUAGCAGCAAAGACCAGCUGUGCGAACGCUGGUGCUGCUUGCGCGUGGGUGUCGCGCUCGCAGCCCCGCGGGGGCGCAGUCGCGGCGGCGGCGGUGGCGGCGGUGGCAGCGAUGGACGCGCACGCGGAGCCCUGGCUCUUCUCGGCACUCGACGACGGCAGCGGCAGCGUGUCGUGCGAGCGCGUGCUCGAGUUCUGGCACCGCGAAGGCAUCACGGACGCCGGCGCCAUCCUGCAGGCGCUGGGGCUGGACUGCCGCGCCACCGUGUCCCUGGACGAGCUGUGCCGGCUUGUGGACGAGCAGCUGCCGUGCGCGGGGGGCUAUGCGGCCCAGGCGCUGCUCGUGGCCUGCAAGCACGAGGUGGCUCAGCUCAGGUCGUGGCUGGGGGAGCUGGGCGCCGAACGCGACUCGCUCAGGGCAUGCCUGCGCAGCGCGCGGCUCCAUGCGGAGCAGCUGGCACGCGACGCUGAUGAGCAGGUGGCCAGCGCAAACGCGCACCACCACGCAGAUCUCAGGCGGCUGGAGCAGGAGCGGGCGGAGGCGCUGGCGACGCUGCGCUCGGAGCGCGAGCGCGAGCUGGAGCGCUCCGAGCGGGAGGAGCGCACUCGGCAGGCGGAGUUGGGGCGGCUGCAUGCCGAGCGCAGGCAGCUGCGCAGCGAGGUGGAGCUGGCGUACGCGCGGUGUUCCCGGCUGGAGACGGAGCUCGCAGACGCUGCAGCGCAGUGCGCCGUUGGCCAGCGCGCGGUGUGCGACCCAGGCCUCGGGGAGCCGGAGCCAGGGGGGAGCGCCCGGCCCUCUCUUCCCAUCGUACGACCGGGGGAGGUCACGCGGCCCAGCCGGCAGUCGCUUAACAAAACCAACUACUGCAAAUCGGAGUGUAAAGCAACAGAGUCUCAAGAAAAUGGCAUUGAGGAAUGCGGCAAGAAAACCGGUCAAAGUGAUGAGCCAACCGACAAGACACCGAGCUGGCAAACCAGCGAGCACAUACUUAAUAAUAAUAAUAACAAAACAUGCCAACAAGGGAUUGAGCAAUGUGGUACAAAACCAGCAUGCCGUUCAGAACAACUGUCUAGGGAACAAUUCGGUAAGGUUUCCAGCGAGCAUUGCAAGGACGAGGUCAGAGAGAAAUGUGACAAAUUAACCAAAGUGCGUGUUUAUAAUCCAUCCAGUGGACAAGUCCGUAAGCUCGCCAGCGCACAAUCUAAUGAACAGACCAGAGACCAUAUUGAUAAACGAAGCCUUAAACACAACGUCAGAGAAACCAAAGAGCAUUAUAGACAAGUGAGAGAGCAAACGAUCAUCCAAUACAGGGAACAAACUAACAUUGAAGCCAGCAAGCCAGUUCUAGCACCCACCAAGGAACAAGCCAAUGGACAAUGCAGUGCACAGUUUACUGAGAUAGUCACUGAACUAAACGGAAAGACAACUACAGAGCCAUGUACUGAACAGCACAGAGAAAAGCUCCCUGAAUCGGUCAGCAAGGAGUCCGCACAUCUUGCACCCGACAAACAAACCGUCGAGCUGAUGAGCACACAAACCACAAAACCAGGGAGGGAAGAAUCUAUGGUGAAAACAAAAUUGGGAACAGACACGUCAGCCAGUGAAUGUUCCGCUGGGCACAAUGGCGAGCAGACCAGCAAGCAGAGAAAACAGCAGUGCAGUGAGACGUGUAAGAAAAGCGGCGAAGAACUGGGCGACAGAGCGUGUCGACAGAGAACGACGGCGCAAUCUAGUGGAGCACCUUGCGAGAAGAGAAGCGGUGGAGAAUUAAGCGUUUGGGCGAGUGAACGGUCGCAGAAGUUCGGCAGCCCAUCCGUAAAUUCAGACGCCAAAGGGAAUUGUACGGCAGCACCUCAGCGCCCCAAUCCUUGGUCGCACGCCACGGGCCUCAUGGUGGCCGCUCUGGGGGCCACGCUGGACGAAGCCGUGGCUCUGCUGCAGCGACUCGAGGCGUUCGCCCUGCAGCUGCUGAGCGCUUGCUGCCCCCAGGGCACGCUGCUGCUGCGCGUGCUCUGGAGCGGCCUGUACUCGCACGCCGAGUGGUUCGCUCCGCCUCUGAGCUGGCUCUACCAGGAGCUGGCUCGCGCCCGGCAGCUGCUCGCGACCGCACGGCGCCAGCACCGCUCCCUCUUGACCCUGGGCCUCGCCGCUCCGUGCGACGCGAGGGGCUCCCCGGAGCGUCCGCCCGCGUCUCGCCCGGCCGCGUGCGCCAUGGCGCUCCCGGGGCGGUCGUAGGCAGAGGGCGGUUCGCCAACGCCAGGGACCCGCGACGUCCGUGGAAUUUCAAACUGCGCACAAAUACGCCUUCACGCAAAACUUGAAAUGGGGACUCGUUGCAAGCGUCUUGUGUUCGUUCCGCUUCAGCAGCGUCUGCUAUUUAAAUGACAAAUUUGCGCAUUUAAUCUUCGUGAGCUAGUGCUGUAUGUCUAAUAAGUUCAGUUACUUCUGAGCGGUAAAUUAUUAAAAUAGGUCCAUAGGCUGUGUUCGUGGUGGCUAAAUGGUCACAAUGACGGUUAGGUGAGAUGUUAAAUCCUCCACAGGACAUCGCUCGCACUUCUCCAUUCUGUGUGGAGAAAGAUGACGCCGCUGCCAUUCUCGUGGUACUGUCAUUCAAUAAAAACGUUCAGAAUGUAAUCUUAAUGCAUAUGACUUAAAUAGACAUGUAAAACACAUGUCACGGAUUAUACAAAAUCGGCGUCGACUUCCUUUGUUUAAGCACUGUUGAGACUUAAGUUGAAUGUUUAAUAGGCAAACCUUAAGUCGAAUUAACAUAUCACAAGGGCUUGUUACAUUACCUGCCUAUUGCAGAAUGUUGGGUAUUUAUGCGGUUGUUACAUUUUAUGCUGUAUAAGAACAUUUCCCAGGCGUUCUACAUUAAACACUUUUAAAUGUAUUUUACAUCA
Molecule: messenger RNA, 3249 nt
Organism: Lethenteron reissneri (Far Eastern brook lamprey)
Lineage: Eukaryota; Metazoa; Chordata; Hyperoartia; Petromyzontiformes; Petromyzontidae
Product: ninein-like
Biological process (GO): microtubule anchoring at centrosome
Cellular component (GO): centrosome
Source: RefSeq, a predicted model, not a curated record